Notolabrus celidotus (New Zealand spotty) is the source of this 5025-nucleotide messenger RNA. RefSeq lists its product as uncharacterized. Bases 25 to 4287 code for a protein of 1420 amino acids. NCBI's taxonomy places the organism in Eukaryota, Metazoa, Chordata, Actinopteri, Labriformes, Labridae. The transcript has 11 exons. The record is from RefSeq and is a predicted model, not a curated record.
AACGCGAACGACGAGACAGCCAUAAUGACAGCCGUCAUUACGCUUCGGUUAAACAUGGAGAAGAAGACACACGAGUGCAGUUUGUGCAACAAGACUUUCACUGAGAAGUCUAACCUGACCAGGCAUAUGAAGCUUCAUGCUCCAAAGGAAAUUGAGUGUGAUGUGUGUGGUAAAAGCUUCACCUUCAAACAACAGCUGGACUCCCACCUGAAGCAGCAUCUGUACCCACACAUUCCUCUGUAUAGACAGGGAGAGGCCAGGCUGCUGUGUUCAGAUGCAGCUAAGAUUGUGGCAAAGGCCCCCAGCAAAGCAGUAGACCCUGGAUGGCUGGAUCCCGAAAAGGCAGAGGUGGCUGCCAAGAAAUCUGGAGGGGAAAUGUGGAAAGGGCAGUUCGUCAUCACAUUCGGCAAGUAUGCUGGACAGUCAUUCAGAUGGCUGCUUGAAAACGAUGUCGGCUGGGUGGUAUGGUUGCUCUCUGAAUAUUGCCAGAAGGGUGAGAAGAAUGAGCUUCUUAAAUGGCAAAAGGAGCGAAUGCUGGAGUUUGUUCGAGGGUUCCCUUCUGUCACAUGUCAUCUUGACAAGAGGCUGGAGAAACAGGAAUCAACAAAACAAAAGGUGGCUGAAUCUUCUGUUUCCGAGUUACAGCAGGAACCUGGCUAUGCGAGUGAUGCUGAACUGUUGGCUGCUGCUGAACAAGUCCUUGACGAGUCUGAGGUGCCGGUCUCUACACAGCUUACCACCUGGGGAGAGCUUGCUCCAGCUGUGACUCAGGACUCUUCCAACAGGCCCAGCACAUCUCAGGGAUGGCCCUCAUCCACAGCAGAGAGCUCUGCUUCAGAAUCCAGUGGCAUCGUGCUGGAGGGUUGGCAGAAAUACUGGGAGCAGCCACUUGCAUCUGCCCAAGCCCUUGGUAUAGCCCCUCCUAACAUCAGGUGGCUAAAAUACGAUGAGAGGUAUGGUCUCUUUGAUGGCUCAUCUAAGUAUAAAAACAUAAAGGGUGAGAUAGUGGAGAGGAAGCUCUUAAAGGAGAAGAUGGAGUUCCACCCGCCUCCUCCUCCUGUAUCUGUCAAGGGAGCAGUACCCAACAUGAUGGCCUUUUUUACCACCCCUGCCUUCUUCUGGCGGCCAGUUGGUGUGAUGAAAGCCAAGAUCUGCUGCCCCAACACCAACUGCCCUGCACCGCCAGGGGAAUACCUGGAGAAGAAAGGCUUUGGCAGUUACGCUAGGCAAGUGUGUGGGAUGAUGUAUAAUUACACCCUGUUGACAGAGAAACUAAAAUGUUCUCACUGUGAAAAGAUGAGGCAGGCAGUGAGCAAGACGCACGGUGAUGCAGACUGUGACGAGGAGGAGGAGGAGGAGAAUUCACAUCACAUGCAACAGUACAUGUGGUUGGCACACAGUCCCAAGAUUCUGAUGAACCUUGCCCCAGCCAUCAGAAGCAUGUUUCCUGCCAUUCUGUGUGGGAAGCGUGCUAUUGACAGAGGUGUCGUCACCCUGCUGAGUGACCGGCUCAAUGCUGUGUCCAUGAGUAAGGUACAGAGACUGCUGCAGCAGGGCCAUGAUGAGUGGUAUGUCCAGCGGCGUGACCUUUACCAGACUCUCCUGUACGAGGCCCACACAGCUGGAUCUUCAUCGUCUCAGAGUGGCAUCCUGUCUUUUGUGAAAGCCCCUGGUACAUACACCCCUCCCCUCCCCCAGUCUCCCCUUCCAUUUGCCCGUGUGCUGAGGCGUGCACACAUGAUCAUGGAAAUGGAAAGGAUGCCUGUGUACCGAGCUGCCAUCCUCAGUGUGACUGGAGAAAUCCUCUGCAUUGAUGGUACCAAAAAGGUCCUUAAGAAGAUAUAUGGUGAUGGCCAGGGCACCAUGCAGUAUGUCACCAGUGUUCUGAAUGAAUGGGGCCAGUUCUUGACGACGGUGGUGGUGGCAGCUGAGUCUGAGGGGUGCUACAGGCGUAUGGCGAGCGGUCUGAUUGCCCGGUUCCAACGUGCAAACGCUCCUGCACCAAAGGUCAUAUAUGCAGACAACAACUGUUGUCGUGACAGUGGCUCAUCCUUCCUGGAGACUCUGUUCAGUGACUGGGUGCAGAAGGGUACCGUGGUCAGACUGGACAUCCGACACUGGCUGCACCGCUGGGAUACUGUUGUGAUCAAGCAGAGCCAUGCCAAGUAUGGGGGGUUCAUGAGUGCCUUAGCAGGUGCACUGCUGGCCUACAACAAGGACGACAUGAUGCUCUUAGUCCAGGCUGUCAGGAGUGGCAACAAAGAAUUGUACGCCUCAUAUUCUGACGAGGAAAUGAUAGCCUUCCUCAAGCCUCACCAGAUCAGGUCUUACGUCAGGCGCAUUACCCGUGGUGUUGACGAGACAGCUUCAGUGAUUGAGUCCAUCAUUGCCGAGUUCAAGGGACCAGCAGGCCUUGAUAUUGAUGGCAUCCACCUGUUCAAGUCAACAGAGGCAGUUGAUGCUCACUGGGCAAUUUCAAGCAAGCAUCUUAGUUGUAUGCAGGAUCCCCCUGGCAUACAGCUGUACGUCAUUGUGAAGGUGGUGGUGCUGCAUGGUGUUCAGCUGAACAAGUACAGGUGCCGACGAGGCAGUAACUCCUUGGAGGGGUUGCACGCACACCUGUACAAUGCCAUUCCUUCCCAUAGAUGUGGUGUUAUGCAAUUCCAAGUAUAUCUGGUUGCGUUUGCUGUGCAGUGGAACAGUCGGAUGGAGUCACUCCGGGUUGCUGGUGGUCAGGGUCGGCAGACAUCAUGCAUGGACGCGCGGCAGAUCCAGCGCAUGAAUCGGCAGGCUGAGGUGCUCUUCGGUAAAGAUCAUGUCCUGGAGCCCAACUUUGCUGCUCCUAUGCCCUACCCUGAUCAAUACAGGGCCCCGGAAGAGGAGGAGCUCCUUGGUGUUGAGUAUGCCAUGUGCCAGUCAACAAGCUACUCUGCGAGGCAUUACUAUGCUCAGAGAGUUGAGGAAGAGCAGGCUUGUGACGAAGAGGAGCCGGCUGAGCAAAGCGAGGAGGAGAUGGCAGAUGAGGGUAUUGACAUGCCUGCAGAGGAUGAUCCCAUUGAUGUCAUCUGUAGGAAACAUGCUAUCCCAACACAAGCAGAACAGGUGGAGGAGGAGGAUAGCCCUGCUCUGCAGGAUGUGCUGAUGACCCGGAGACAUCUGCAUCUGCCAGGAAUAGAGGAAGUGGAGGCGUUAGCCUUGCUGAUGCUUGAACUGGCAGACAACAGUCACCUCCACCUUGUGCCAGCCGACCUCAGGCAGAAGAUCAUCACUGCUGCCAGUUCUCUUCAGGAGCAUGACAAGACUGCUGUCAACUUUGUGAAGAGGUACGAGUCCAGGUGGGGCUACACCCUGUUUGGCCGGUGUCUUGGGGCUGACACACCCGAGACCAGAGCAGCCCAGAAGACAAAGUUUGGGUGGAUGAGGUACCCCCAGGCAGCACAGGUGACAGAGGAUAGUCGUCUGCUGUACCUCGUUAUCAAAAUGCUGAAAAAUCAGCCUCCAACCAGUCACCUCUCUUCCCCUAGUAAAAUAACAACCUCCAUAAAGGGACAGUACAAAAGGAUUGUUGACAGAGUUAGAGACGACCCCAUCCUCUGCACUCUCUCCAUUCCUCUGCCCAAUCUAAAUGCCAAAUCCAUCUCUAAUUUCAUCUCGAGAGAAGAGAAGAAGGCCAACUACAGGGCUACAGUAACACCGACGUCAAAGCCUCACCGUACAGUGCUCUCACACGAGCAAAUGCCAGCAGCUCCAACUCUGCCAACAUCCCUACCACCACCAGCUCGACCUCAGGUGCAGUACCAGGACGUUCAUCACGUUGCUGGUAAAAGGCGUGGUGAGAAGCGGAGGUUAUAUGGUGAAGAACCGGAGCUGGUGAACCGGCCCAUUCAGCCUAAGCCUGCUGCGGCCACACACAUAGCGCCCAGAUUGUCGGCAGCACCUGUGCUCCUGGUGGUUCCUGCACAACCACAGGCUCCCUCCAUGGUACUUCACAGGCCAUCAUGCAGCUUCAUACCUGUAGCACCGCCCCCUGCACCGCCAUCCAAACCGAGCAUGCCUCAUAAAUCUUCGAAGCCAUGUGGGGCCUGCCAAGUACCUCAAUGUGGUGGGCAGCGUAAGAGGUACACACCCUCCAAGGACAAAGCUGCUGGAAGCAGCCAGAAAAUGUUCACCUACUGCCCGGCAACUAGGAAAUCAACCACUUCUGGUUUUGAUGGGGUUGUUUAUGACAGUUUUGAACAUUUCAAAAAUGUGGUUGAUGAGGAAUUAGCAAAGAGGAAAGGCAAUUAGGAAGGCAGCAUCUGUGAGCAGAUUCAGAUCCUCCCUCAUGCCCAACAUUUACUGUUCCAGCACUGUAAAUUGUAAUUGUAAUAAUAAUGUAAUAUAAUGUAAUAUAAUAUAAUAUAAUGUGUAAUAUUUUCCUGCACUAUUGCAUUUUUGUUUGAUGAGAAUAAUAUGUUGUUUUGUUUACAUUGUGAGCUGCACCUUGGUUUGUUCGAUGUUCGAUGAGAAUAAUAUGUUUUGUUUACAUUGUGGACUGCACAGUGUUUUGUUCGAUGUUCGAUGAGAAUAAUAUGUGUUGUUUACAUUGUGGACUGCACAGUGUUUUGUUCGAUGUUCGAUGAGAAUAAUAUGUUUUGUUUACAUUGUGGACUGCACAGUGGUUUGUUCGAUGUUCGAUGAGAAUAAUAUGUUGGGUUUUUUUACAUUGUGGACUGCACAGUAGUUUGUUCUAUGUUCGAUGAGAAUAAUAUGUUGUUUUGUUUACAUUGUGGGCUGCACGGUGCCUCACAGCUAGAAGGUUCCUGGUUCGUAGUCCCUGGCCAGGCUGGUACCUUUCUGUGUGGAGUUUGCAUGUUCUCCCCGUGCAUGCUUGGGUUCUCUCUGGGUACUCCGGCUUCCUCCAACAGUUCAAAAACGUGCUUACCAGAUUAAUUGGUCACUCUAAAUUGCCUGUAGGUGUGAGUGUGUGCAUGAAUGGUUGUCUGUCUCUCUGUGUUAGCCCUGUGAUAGGUUGGUGACCUGUCC